Molecule: messenger RNA, 234 nt
Organism: Enterospora canceri
Lineage: Eukaryota; Fungi; Microsporidia; Enterocytozoonidae
Source: the annotation of a GenBank genome assembly
AUGGGUAUGCGUCUGUAUUGGAUCAUAUUAUUGGCAAAACCAAUAGUAAAAGAAACGAAUCCAUCAGAGGAUAACAAGAACAGUGUGAAGACUAACGAAGAGAACAAACCAGAUCAAGGUUCAAAACAAACGGAUGAGCAGAAACCAAGGAAAAAAGUUAAAAGGAAAAAUAGUAUGUAUUGUUGUGCACAACCAAACUUUUCAGAACAAAGUAACAUCGAUGCUAAAGACUAA